GUUCAUUGUUAAAAGUGUUACAAGCUAGUGGAUGUGUUUCCCUCCACUGAGAGCAAAGACUCCUUCCAGCCCCUGGUUACUGACACAGACAGGAGACAAUCCUGAUAUUCUGAAGCUUGGGCUGUUUGGAAUUCCAGCCGAAACAAUCAUAUUCGGAAUCCAGUAUGAUGGUCCCAGUGCUCCUCUUCCUGCUGCUUCCUGUGGCGAUCCUCUCACUUCCUGUGCGGUACGAGCCCAUGGACUGUGAGAAUGUUUUCUUAAAUGGCUCUACACACAGUGGGGUGUACACCAUUUUCCCUGCUGGACAGCCUACUCCUGUCCAGGUCUACUGUGACAUGGACUGUGAUGAGGACAGCGAUGUAGGAGGGUGGACAGUGAUUCAGAGGAGGAUGGAUGGCUCUGUGAACUUCUACAGACCCUGGGAGCAGUACAAGAACGGCUUUGGGAAUGUAUCUGGAGAGUACUGGCUGGGACUGGAGAACAUCUUCCACCUUACAAGGUCAAGGAAAUACAAGUUGAGGGUGGACAUGGAGGACUUUGAGGGGGGGAAGGUCUACGCCCAGUACUCCUCUUUCUAUAUCGAUCCUGAGUCCGAGGGCUACAUGUUACAUGUCAGUGGGUAUGCUGAUGGAGGAGCAGGGGACUCUUUGGUACAACACAACGGGCAGAAGUUUUCCACCUUCAACAAGGACCAGGACACCGCUCCUAUCAGCUGUGCUAAAAAACAUAUGGGAGGCUUCUGGUACAAGCGCUGCCAGUUUGCAAACCCAAAUGGCCUGUAUGUGUGGGGGAAGGACCCAAUCCAGGUCGCCAUCGGCAUAAACUGGCAAACCUGGAGGGGCUAUGAUUACUCUCUGAAAGCCAUCACCAUGAAGAUCAGGCCCUUGUUUAUGGUCCCAGCUAACAUAGUGGUUUAGGAAGUUCCACCCCACUUCCUGUCCCUUUAAGUCACCCACUCCCUGUCUCUUUAACCCCCUCCCCCCACUUCCUGUCUACGACUAGCCCCACCUCAGUCUCUGAUCCACCCCUUCCCCAUCCUUGAUCUGCCCCCCUCUUCAUCUCUCGACAUCCGUUUACCCCCCUACACUCUCUCCUUGAUCUGCCCUCUACCAUGUCUGUCAUCUCUGAACUGCCUCCUCCAGCAAACAUUCUCUCCAUUGUCAACUCUGUAACCUUAACGGCACAAUUUCGGUUCAUCUGCAUCGCUAGAGAAGCGCCUUUAGUUCGGUCAGCUAAAACUGCAUACUUUUCUCAAAUCCAUUCUCAAAUCCUGACUCUGGAUUGCUUUAAAAAGUCACAAACAUGCACGUUUCUCUGCAGGGUGGUCUAAGCACAGGGAAGAAAGAGGCAGUUCCCAGCACUAGCACAGAUCCCCCAGCACUGCAGGCUAUGGGAGGAUUCCCCAUCGUUCAUGCUGUCAGCCCAGAAUGUUGUUUAUGCACUGUAUACCUCUGAGACAUGAAUCGCUGUCCCUCUGAAGUGUAAUUGUAAAGUGUUUUGGCAGCAGUGUGGCAAGGUUUUGGGUUUGGUUCCCCACUGUGGCACUGCUGCUGU
Molecule: messenger RNA, 1554 nt
Organism: Megalops cyprinoides (Indo-Pacific tarpon)
Lineage: Eukaryota; Metazoa; Chordata; Actinopteri; Elopiformes; Megalopidae
Product: microfibril-associated glycoprotein 4-like
Exons: 6
Coding region: 165-917 (250 amino acids)
Biological process (GO): elastic fiber assembly
Source: RefSeq, a predicted model, not a curated record